Protopolystoma xenopodis is the source of this 399-nucleotide messenger RNA. The record is from the annotation of a GenBank genome assembly. NCBI's taxonomy places the organism in Eukaryota, Metazoa, Platyhelminthes, Monogenea, Polystomatidea, Polystomatidae.
GGCGGCGAACCGGACAUUCGAACGACGGCUAAGCGUGUGCUUAAUGACUUCCAGCGUGGCAAACUGCCUUAUCUCGUUUUGCCACCUGGAAUGACCUCUGAACAGGUUGCCACAGAAGAGGCCGGUACGCGGGAGUGCUUUAAGACAAGAAAAGACCUAGAGCAAAAGGAACAGAACAGGAGUCAUUUUCCUAAUGUGAUUGUUGCUGACGUGGAAAAUAACAAAGAAGAGGAUAAUGCUAUCCUGAGACAAAAGGACAUUGAUCAUCUAUUUGAUGUUGAUAUUGACAGCAGUGAUGAUGAAGAUGAAGAUGAAGAGGGACGUGAUUGUAAUCAGGAAAUGAAUACAGGAAAACAAUCAGGAGACAAAAUGAAAAUUGCUACUGUAUCUAGUACUUAA